This is a messenger RNA of Eucalyptus grandis, 1769 nucleotides long. Its product is annotated as phytosulfokine receptor 2. The transcript is spliced from 2 exons. Gene Ontology annotation, biological process: protein phosphorylation. Gene Ontology annotation, molecular function: protein kinase activity; ATP binding. Bases 300 to 1436 code for a protein of 378 amino acids. The record is from RefSeq and is a predicted model, not a curated record. NCBI's taxonomy places the organism in Eukaryota, Viridiplantae, Streptophyta, Magnoliopsida, Myrtales, Myrtaceae.
AAAGAAAAAAAAGACUGGGGAAGUUGCAUUAGAGUCAACAAUCAAUCAAACGUACAGUACAAGUAGAGAUGACCGUUGACUAGUUCAUCCCAGUCCGACUGGAAUGACUCAUCUUCCAUGAAGCAGCAGCAACCCCCGUUCACGGCGGCUCUCCUCCCUCUUCCUCUUCUUCUUCUUCCUCCUCCUCCUCCCCACCCCCACUCUCUCUCUCUAUACUCAGUCCACUUCUCUCUCCUCCUCCUCCUCCUCAAACCCAUUUCCGUAAUCUAGCCAUAGCUCCCGAAUCCUCUCUCACUGUCAUGAACGGUAACCUCCAGGCAGUCGUCGCCGCGGCCGCGAGCUUCGUCGGCGUCUCCCUCUUCUUCGUCCUCCUCGCCUACGCCUGCAGCCGCCGCCGCCGCAGGCUGGACCGCGCCCGCGAGGCCCGCAACCGGACCCGCUCGAUCUCCAACCCGGAUGAGGAGCUCGCCGCCACCGCCGUCGAGCAGAACGCCUCCUUCGACUCCAAGAUCAAGAUCACCAUGGAUGAGCUCCGCAAGGCCACCAAGAACUUCCACCCCAAGAAGAUCAUCGGCGACGGCGGCUUCGGCCUCGUCUACAAGGCCAUCCUCGCCGACGGCGGCGGCGGCCGCACCGUCGCCAUCAAGAAGCUCGAGCCCGACGCCUUCCAGGGGUUCCGCGAGUUCCAGGCCGAGAUGGAGACCUUGGGUAAGCUUCAGCACCCCAACAUCGUCAAGAUUCUUGGCUACUGUAUGUUGAAUUCGGAUAGGGUUUUGGUCUACGAGUUCAUUGAGAAGGGGAGCCUCGACCAGUGGCUGUACGACACCAUGUCGGAGAACAGCGAGCUUUCGUGGUCGAGGAACUCGGGCGAGAGGCUGCCCCUGCCCUGGGACACUAGGAUGAAGAUAAUCAAGGGCGUGGCCAGUGGAUUGGCGUAUAUGCACGGAUUGCCGACGCCCAUCAUUCACAGAGACAUCAAGGCGAGCAAUGUGCUAUUGGACGCGGAUUUCGAGGCGCACAUCGCGGAUUUCGGGCUGGCGAGGACCAUCGAGGCCUCGCAGUCCCACGUGUCCACGCAAUUCGCCGGGACCAUGGGGUAUAUGCCGCCGGAGUAUAAGGAAGGGUUCACGGCGGCCACUGUGAAGGCCGAUGUGUAUAGCUUUGGUAUUCUGAUGCUGGAGAUUGCGACCGGUCGGAGGCCCAAUUUACCAGUGGUGGAUAGGGGAAAGGAGGUCGGGCUGACCGUGUGGGCUCGGCACAUGGUGGCUGAGAACCGGCAGAUGGAGAUGAUCGAUGCGGCCGUUUCCAGGGAUAGCCUGGUGAAAGCUACGGUGGAGGAGUGCUUCAACAUUGCGUGUGUGUGCACUAGCGAGCAUUCGAGGGAGAGGCCAGUUAUGAGCCAAGUUCUCGAGUUGUUGAAGUCUGCUUUUGGAUAAAAACGGUGGAAUUCGUCAAAGAUUUCGUGGCUACUGCAAGACUCUGUCGAUUGCACUGGAUGCUGUUGUGAAUCCGGAUUUUUGCUGGAAUGAAGGUCUCCUAAUCGAGAUUGAUUGAAACAGAGAGAGUCUAGUUUCUUUGCUAUUUUCACAUUUUGAUGCAAAGGAUCAUCUGGUUCUUAUACAUCGUGUGGAUCUCAUCUCCAAUAUGCGUCCCCCGAAACCUCCUCAUUGAAUCUUUUUUUGGAAACUAGAGACAGUCGAUGCUGAACCAACUUUGUUGGUCCAUCUAUGAUUCUGAAGCGAAAGACUGAUUGAGUUUCGAUUAGAGAA